Molecule: messenger RNA, 1453 nt
Organism: Cuscuta campestris
Lineage: Eukaryota; Viridiplantae; Streptophyta; Magnoliopsida; Solanales; Convolvulaceae
Source: the annotation of a GenBank genome assembly
AACAACUCAAAAAGAAAAUACAGAGGGGAUCAAGGGAGUAAAUUUGAAUAUGGGCCGGGCCAGAGUGAACCAAAACCUGCGGUACCAUGGGCUUCUGUUCAUCCCUAAUGCAAUUCCCGGCAAUCUGAGCACGAAGGACAAUCCGAAGCAAUCCGGUCUAACUCUCCCCAAUCUCCAUCUUCACCGGGUCCAGUUCUCGGCUUCUCGCCGUCAACAACCCUCCACUCGUCCGUGACUUCUACCGCCGGCCUCCGUGGAUUCAAUCCUCAGCCAAAAAUGGUCCGUGCUUAUAAGCUGAAAGGGAAGAAGAGGAAAGCGAAAGAAGAAAAUUAUGACAGGGAAGAUAUAGUCGAGGAGUGUUUGGCAGAUGAAACAAUCGAAACCAUCAAAAGAGCCAAGAGUAAUGUUACGGAAGAAGACGAAGAGGAAGCAGCAGAGGCGGUAAAUCUACUAUCUGGUAUUCCAGUUGUCUCAGCUGAGCAAAGUAAAAAACCUUCAGUUAUUUUUAUUCUAGAGAGGGCAUCUUUGGAGAUUGCCAAAAUCGGAAAGAGUUACCAACUUCUCAACUCGGAUGAGCAUGCCAACUUUCUGAAAAGAAAUAACCGAAACCCGGCUGAAUAUAGGCCGGACAUAGCCCACCAGGCAAUGCUUAUGAUUUUAGAUAGCCGGUUAAAUAAGGCUGGGAGAUUGAAAGCUCUGUAUGUGAAGACUGAAAAGGGUGUCCUUUUUGAAGUUAAACCUCAUGUUCGUAUUCCUAGGACAUUCAAGCGAUUUUCUGGUAUCAUGUUGCAGUUGCUCCAAAAGCUUAGUAUAUCAGCUGCUGGUAAGAAAGAAAAACUACUCCGUGUUAGAAAGAAUCCUGUUACACAGUAUCUACCCGUAGAUUAUCGGAAAAUUGGCUUUUCACACAGUUCAGAGAAGUUAGUUGACAUUCAGAACUAUGUUGAUAAUGUUGGCAGUGAUACAAACCUUGUUUUUGUGCUUGGUGCAAUGUCCCAUGGAAAAAUUGAUAAUGAUUACGUUGAAGAUAUCGUUUCAGUUUCUGAUUAUCCACUCAGUGCCGCGUACUGUAUAUGUAUGAUAACUACUGCUUUGGAGCGCAAUUGGAAGAUACUAUAGACACAGACUGUUCUCUCUGAUUCAUCAGGAAAAUAGAUGCUGCAGUUUUUAUGUUUGCCUUGUUAGACCUUACUCAUAACUUUAUACUUUUGAUUUCCAGCUUGUUUAAUUUUGAUGAAAGUUGAAACAGUGGUGUGUUUGGGAACUUAGAUUUGGAUUUCAAUUUUAGAUUUGGGCCAAAUUAUAUGUUUGGGAAUUACCCUUGUGUAUUGUCUACAUUGAAUUAAAAUGGAUGAUUUAUGGUAGUAAUGGCGUCAUUUAUUAUGCCCUUCAUCACUACUCUCUAUGGUACUUCCUCCGUCCCAAAUUAUAAUGCAUGUUUACUAUUCACAGG